UAUAAACCGGACGCGCACCGCUCAAAUGUUUAGUGCAUUGUGAAAGUGUCUUGCAGUUGCACUGUCGAAGCAAAAGGACCAACAAUAAUUUUUAAUAAUAAAUCAAUAAAACAAGAUGACUGAAAAAGACCGCAUUGCUGAAGUUUUCCGCAAUCGGACCGUUUUUAUCACUGGUGGUACAGGAUUCUUGGGAAAACUCUUGAUCGAGAAACUGCUGAGAUGCUGCGACGUGAAGAAAAUCUAUUUGUUGGUUAGAGCGAAGAAGGGAAAAAUGCCACAGGAGAGGCUGAGUGAUAUUUUUAGCAAUAUGCUUUUCGACCUCUUAAAAUCACAACAGCCCACCUCAGUCAAGAAAUGUGAAAUAAUUCCGGGCGAUAUCACACAAGAAGGACUUGGCAUCAGUCUUGAAGACCGCCAGAAGUUGCAAGAAGAAGUUGAGUUCAUUUUCCACUCUGCAGCCUCAACGCGUUUUGACGACACCGUCAAAACUGCUGUAAAGUUUAAUACACAAAGUACGAACGAACUUUUAAAUUUAGCAGAAAAAUGCACUAAAUUGAAAACUUUCGUCCACGUUUCCACUUCCUACGCUUUUCCGAAAGAGAAGGUACUUUACGAGAAAUCGUACAAACCUCCAGAGGAUCCUCAUAAAGUUCUUGAUGCUGUGAAGCUUGGACAAGAUGAGGAGAUUGAAGGCCUUAUCGGUGACUGUCCCAAUACUUAUACGUUCAGCAAAGCACUAGCUGAAGGACUUGUAUCAGAAAGAAUGGAUAAGAUUCCAGCUAUCAUCGUCAGACCUUCCGUUGUGUGUCCCGUUUGGAGAGAGCCUUUAAAAGGUUGGUGUAACAACCUCCAAGGCCCCAUGGGUCUUUUUGUAGGUGCUGGUAAAGGCAUCAUUCGCUCGAUGUAUAUGAAAGGCGAUUCCUACGCAGAUUUUAUACCAGCAGAUGUUGCCAUCAACGGUAUGUUGACGGGUGUUUGGAACUUCCUGUGCAACUCUGAUAAACAUCGAGUAAUUAACGUCACGAGUUCCUCAGAGUACAAUUUAACUUGGGAAGAAAUACUUGAACUCGGCAAGAAGAUUAUCUACAAUGAGGUACCACUUAAUGGAGCAGUAUGGUAUCCAGGAGGAUCUACAAAAAAGUCUAGAUUCGUCCAUAAUAUUUGUUUUUAUCUGUUUCAAAUAGUUCCGGCACUUAUCAUUGAUGUUUUGUUAAUGGUGCUAGGUUACAAGCCAAUCCUCUUCCAAAUUCAGAGACGCAUUCAAAAAGGUUCUGAAGUUUUCGAAUAUUACACAAAUAAAGCCUGGAAUUUUAGCAAUAUGAAGCUAUUGGAAAUUAGUGCACAAAUGAGUGAAUCGGAGAGAAAUCGUUACAAACUUGAAGGGGAAGGAAUCGAUCUUGACGACUAUUUCAGAAAUUGCGUACUCUCUGUAAGAAGAAAUAACCUUAAAGAAACAGACGACACUCUUCCUAAGGCGAAAAGGCACAUGAAAAUAAUGUGGUUUGUGGACUUAUGUUGUAAGGUGCUGCUGAUUUCAACAAUACUGUACCAAUUUGUUUGGAAAACGUAUGCCCGAACGUGAUUAAAAAGGAUUGAAACAAUACAAUUGCUCAAUGUUUAUUAUGUAGACAAAGGUGUUUGCUAAUUUGUCUUGUUAUUUUUUUUACAAAGGUAUCGGUAGCAUGUGUUCACUAGAACUGUAACUGUUUGUUGUAUGUGUAAAUAAAUAAUAAAUACUUA
Molecule: messenger RNA, 1740 nt
Organism: Zophobas morio
Lineage: Eukaryota; Metazoa; Arthropoda; Insecta; Coleoptera; Tenebrionidae
Product: fatty acyl-CoA reductase 1-like
Exons: 8
Coding region: 116-1582 (488 amino acids)
Biological process (GO): long-chain fatty-acyl-CoA metabolic process
Cellular component (GO): peroxisome
Molecular function (GO): alcohol-forming very long-chain fatty acyl-CoA reductase (NADP+) activity
Source: RefSeq, a predicted model, not a curated record